Molecule: messenger RNA, 2073 nt
Organism: Rhopalosiphum maidis (corn leaf aphid)
Lineage: Eukaryota; Metazoa; Arthropoda; Insecta; Hemiptera; Aphididae
Gene: fusl
Exons: 5
Coding region: 353-1564 (403 amino acids)
Biological process (GO): neuromuscular synaptic transmission; neuron-neuron synaptic transmission; clustering of voltage-gated calcium channels
Cellular component (GO): presynaptic membrane
Source: RefSeq, a predicted model, not a curated record
GUCAGUCAACAGCGCGCGCGCGCCGCCUUGUGUCCUCCUCAUCUGACCGGCUUACUCAAUCGCCACCGCGUGUUCGCAACGAUCGCGACGACACGGUCGCAUCCUCUCCCGCGGUCCGCUCUGCGACGAUGACUGCUGCACGGCCGACGACCACGACCACUGACCGGCCGAUCGGCUGCCGUUGCCGCUGCUGCUGCUGCUUCGACUUCCCGACCAGCCACUAAACGGACCGACUGAACUGCUCGGGCGUCCCGUCGUCAGGUUAGGUUAGGAUACCUAACCCGCCCCGGCGCCGCUGCACGACGACAUCGCGCGCGCCGCGACCACUGCGUUUUGCACACCAUCACUCGCCAUGGCGACGUCUGCGCGACGUGAGCUCGGCAACGGGCCCGCCGCCCUGGUGGCCGUCGACGCCGCACUGUCCACGGCGGUGAUCACGCCCGUCGUGGUCACGUACUGGCGGAUCACUUGGAAGCUGAUGGACGUCUACAUACUGCCCGGGCACCUGGUGUGGAGCACCGCCGUGUCCGUGGGCAUCGGGUUCAUCGGGCUGUUCAUGUUCACGCUGUUCCAGCACCGGUUCAAGCGCUACCUGAAGCCCAGGAAGCACACGGCCACGUACUACGUCAUGUCCCGGAGUUACACGGUCGCGUUCGCGUACUCUUGCGUCAACUCGUGGCGCGGCAUCUGGAACACUAUGGACAUCGUGACGGGCACCCGGCCGCCCAUGGUCGCCGCGUCCGUGGUGCUCGGCAUAUGCAGCUUGGCCUCCAUGAAGACCCUGCGCAACAUCAUUGCACCCCCCAUAGCCAUACUCACCGACAACUACGACGGAUAUUUCGAGGUGCCCACGCUGUUUCGCAUUGGAGUUCGAGAUGGUACUGGAUCAUGGCUAUAUGUAUUGGAUAGCUUUUUCAGCGUUUGUAUUAUUGGCUCAUUAGUAGUCAUUGUUUGGCGAGGUGUUUGGAGUCUAAUGGACGAAUAUAUAUACCCGGGAGAUGAUAACACAUCCGCAAUUUUAUCAUUGGUUAUAGGAUAUAGUGUAGUACUACUUGCUUUUGCAUUACAACCAGCUGUAAAAAAAUUGGUUAACAAAAUUAAUGGUUUGAAGCGAAUACUGGCUGUGGAUGUAUACUUACUGUUUUCAUUUUUUGGUGCUGUAAACGUGUGGAGAGGAGUAUGGAUUAUGUUGGAUAUUCACUUUAUACCAGAUGCUCCUAUUACCAGUUAUUGGAUAUCGCAUAUUGCAUGUUUCGGCUUCUUAGUCUUAUUAAAUUCUUCUAACUCCAUAUUGGUCCGUGGUGUUUACAUAGACGCUGAAGAAGACGGUACACAAUGUGUUGAUUUUCCAUGUUAUUAUGUACGGCUCCUAGUUCAGAAGAGAAAACGGAAAAAACAAAUACGCAUCGAUGAAGAAGGUAAAGAAAUGACACAAAUAAAAAUUGAAAAAGAAGAGAAAACAGAAGAAAUAAAUGAGAAAAUGUUACUUACAAGUGAAAAUGGUGAUAUAACCAUGUUAAAUAAAACUGGAGAAACAAUAAACAACAGUAGUAAAAUCGUAUGACAUAACAAUAACCAACAUUAAGGUUUGUACUUUUGGAUCUUAGAAGGUAUCGUUUUCAAAACAAACCGAUUCCUUUGUGUUCGUUUAAAUUAAAAGAUUUUUUAUAUUGAAACAAUAUUUAUUAUUUAUAAUCAUGUACAUAUAUUUAGCUCGUUUUAUUUGUAUUGUUUUUCUUUUUUAGUUGUGAAAAGUCAUACAUUAUUUAGUUAUCGUAUAAACCAAUGUGUUAAUAUUAUAUUUUAAAUGGACAUUGAGUUAUGCAUUUUGUAAAUAGUACAAUUCAAAUAUUAUAUUCGUAGUUGAUAAUAUAAUAAAAUGUAUUAAAUUCACAGAUGUUAUUAGUUUGUUAAAUGUGUACCAUUAUUAAUAUUAUUUUUUUAAUUCAGAUGUUCAUAGAUAUAUUAAAAUGUUAUUUUAGAUUUGAGAUUAUAAAUUAUCAAGUAAAUCACCUAAUUUACUUGAAAAUACCUAUUUAAAACACAUUGUAUUUAAUUAUAAUAUAUUAUACA